GGCCCAGCGCACAUGGCCCGGCCUCCCUCCCUCCGCCGGUGACCUGUGACCCCCCCCCCCCAGGACCGGCGUUGCGGGCAGCGGGCCCGGCCACCGCCCCUGCACCAUGGAUUUCCCCCCGAGCCUGUUCCCCACCUUCGUGACCCCCGGGCCUCCCGUCCCGGCCGAGCCGCCGGUGCCGCCCCCCAUCCCCGGCCGGGCCGACUGCAUCCGACUGCAGCCCGCUUGGACGGCGGGCCCGGCGGCCGACCCCCGGUUCGAGGCGUCGCACACAGCGACGGGGGACACGUGGCGGGCAGAGACUCCUCACCCCCUCCCCCUUCUGCUACCUGGCUCAGGAUGGGAUCCCGGUCUGACACCCCAAGAUCUCCUUUUCCGGCGGCCUCUGAAGCGUCAGGCAGGGGUCGGAGCUGGGACCACGGUUGCAGUGGACUUUACAGAGCAGCUGGACAGAUUUUUCUGGGAUCAUGGUGAUGUGGCCUUCGGACCCUAUGGGAAGCUGAUGCAGGAUGACUUCACGCUGGUACAGCUGAGGGGUCGCCAGAAAAGAAAUACAGGCAGAGUGUGGCACCUGCUCCAAGAUCUGAGUGAUCACCAGCCUUGGGGGUGUCCCCGGGCCCACGUGACCCAUCGGCAACGUCGAUUUUCCCGCAUGCUGAGGCCGAUGCUGGAGAAAGACCUUGCUGGGGAGCUGCUGGGAAAUCUGCUCCAGGAGGAGCUAGCAGGAUGCUGGCGGCGAUUGCUCUUUGAUGAAACCCCCACCGGGGGGUCACUUGGCUGGUUUCCAGGACCUCGUGGUGGCCAACUGGUCUACCCUGCAGGGAGCACUGCAGAUGAACUUUAUUUCCAGGACAUCACACUGUCUUCGGCUGGAACCCCCCAGGCUCAUGGAGCUCCAAUCCGCGUUCGACUCCGCGGGCCUGUCCGGCAGGUGGUGACUGGGACCGUCCAGGGGGAAGCCCUGGCAGCCGUGAGGUCCGAUCACCAUUGUGCCGUAUGGAGGCUUCGCAGGAUGGGGAAACUGACGCCCCUCCAGGUGCUGGCUACAGAGACGGAAGCCACAUCCCUGGCCCUCAGCCCUCACCUUCCUGGCGAACUGACCGUCUGCACCUGUGCAGGAGCUGUCUACCUGUGGAACCUGCAGAAUGGGCUCCAGCGGGUCCGCAGAAGCACUGAGACCUUGGCUUUUCAAGACCCAUCACCCUGGCGCUGGGCAGACUUCACUGCCCAUCCGCGGGUGUUGACCAUUGCUGACCGCACUGGAGUGGACACUGCAGACAUCAGGGUCCCCCUAAGUUGUGGCCAACACCUGUUCCGUGUGGGCGCAGAGGCUGCAUGCCAGCAAGGAGAGCGGGUAUUGCUGCUGCGGCACUUGGCACCCCACCUCCCCACGCUGCACCUUGUUCUGACGCAGUUCUCACUGUACCUGCUAGAUGAACGUCUGCCCUUAGUGCCGAUGGUUAAAUGGGACCAUGGACUCCCUUCUGCACCUCACCUGGCCCAGCUGCUGCCUCCUCAGAACACUAAGGGCCAUCACCCUCUCCUUCUGGGAGGGUCUGGAGGAGAACUGCGGCUGCUGCAGAUCUCAGGCAAAAGUGGUUCUCCCCCUCAGAUCACUGGACCCCCACUGGCUCUCCCGUCGCUGGCUGAUGCCCUCCCUGACUUCCCACCAGCCGAACCUCACAGUCACCAUUUGCUGAAGGAGAGAUUGCGGGCUCCAGCUACAGGCCUUGCUGCUGCCUCUGGCCUCCCUGGGCCUCCGUGCUCUUUGCUGAUCUUCCAGCUCUCCGCUGCUGGCGAUGUCUUCUAUCAUCGUCUGCUACACCGGUCAGAGGCCGACACCAGCAAGGGCACCGGGGAGGCCACCGGCCCUGGGCCAAACAGCGACUCUUCCGGAACCUGUGCCGUCGAUCACGACUCAAGCCUGGGGACUGACCCUGACCCUGAGAUCAAAGCUGCUUCCAACCCCUCUGCCCUUUCCGGGCAGGCCCCCUUCUCUGAUGAUGGGGACUCCCAAGCCGCUGACUGCUGGCAGCGUUGGCUGAGCACCCUCCUUCAAGGUGCCUCUCACCCUCCUCAGCCCCCUUGGGCCCCCCCAACUUUUGCCCGACGAAGGCUUCUUCCCCUGAAGCAGCGGGGAGCCUCAAGCUCAGUGGCAGCGGCGGCCCGUAGCGGGCUUCUUGUGGCCAUGGCUGAGGGGCAGCUGCUGCACCCAAAGGAUCUGGGCCUGGCUCCCACUCAGCACACCCCGGCCCCUGGACCCCUGCCCAGCGGUUGCAGCAAUGACCUGAACGAACGUCUGGGAGCAGCCUGGGAGGGCGAGGGCCGAGCAUGGUGGGAAGCUCGGCAGGCUGGGGCCCGCAAGGAGAGGGCUCAGCGGCUGCUGGAGCGGCGACGGCAAGCAAAACGAAGGCAACCCCGGCCCCGCCUCUCCAGCUCUUUCUCCUACUCUGUCUGCUCUUUCAGUGCCCGCUCUGACCUCUCAGACUACCACAGUCGUUCCCCCUUCACCGCCCACAGCAGCCCCGCCCACACUGCCCCCAGCAGCCCUGCCCACAUGCCCCCCGGCAGCCCAGCCUACACCCUCAGCAGCCCCGCUGGCAGUACCCCUCGGCCGGCCUCCAGGAGCCUCUCCAAGGCCUCUAAAACCUCCUCCUCUUUGCCCUUCUCAGUGGGCCAGGUCCCGGGCCUCCCCCGGGAGCGCUUGCGAGUGCUCCAGAACUAUCUGGCUGCCCUACCAGAGUCCCAGGCCCCAUUUUCCGUCUCUCCUUCUCCCUACCCCAGCCUGGAGCCCAACACAGUCCUUUCCCAGGACCCUAGCGUCAGAACCCAGCCUCCUUCCUCCCUUUCCUCACAGCCCCAGAAGAAGAGAUCCCGUAUGGGCUUCUGAGUUGCAGUGGGGGCGGGUCUGAACAUCUGCCUCUCCCAGGCAGCUGAUAAGAGAUGGUGUGUAAAAGAGAAUGUGGACCAAUAAAUGGAAGGUGACUUGGGGAUAAA
Molecule: messenger RNA, 2997 nt
Organism: Ornithorhynchus anatinus (platypus)
Lineage: Eukaryota; Metazoa; Chordata; Mammalia; Monotremata; Ornithorhynchidae
Gene: TAF1C
Product: TATA-box binding protein associated factor, RNA polymerase I subunit C
Exons: 14
Coding region: 107-2890 (927 amino acids)
Biological process (GO): transcription by RNA polymerase I
Cellular component (GO): fibrillar center
Molecular function (GO): RNA polymerase I core promoter sequence-specific DNA binding; protein binding
Source: RefSeq, a predicted model, not a curated record